AUGAGUGGGAACGGUUCGUCCUCUAUCCGUCGGCCACUGCAGCCAGCAUCGCGCACCCCAACUCAUCCCACUCUGGUCAUGCAGAUUCCAACGUCUUGGCCCUCCCCGAACUGUAUGGUACGUUCACAUUCCCCUUCCCCAUUCGUGCCUCGGCGUCAACAAGACUGCCGCGCAUAGCAAGCACGGGCCCUCUCACACCGCGGUGCAUGAUCAAACGCGAUGUCGCAUGACCGACUGAGCACACACCCUUCUUUCAUUUUUGGGUAAACAGACUUCUUGCUCAAGUUCAUUAUCAUAGGUGAGCUGGUCUUGCGUAUGGAGGAGACAAGGCGGCGCAGAAGUUGGUGUGUGUGUGUUUGUUGUGGAGCGCGACGAAGGACCAGCUGUCGUGCGGCGAUGUUCGCUUGGACUGGGGAUGCGGCAGGACCGGAGAAGCACUCUAGUGUCGAGCUCUGUAUGGCCCCAAGCCGAACAAGCCGAACCCUGACGGGAUGAGUCGUUGCCGGCAAACAUGCCCGAAUCGACCAGAGCGUGGAGGCUUGAACUGCAAAAGCAGUGGUGUACGUGUCGAACGAGGUCUAGUGCUGACACGAAGGUAUACUCUGAAUCGUUGCUUUGGUUCGGCUAUCUAGGCGAUUCGGGUGUCGGCAAAUCCUGCCUCAUGCACCACUUUCUCAACGAAUCCGGUGCGUUCGCGAUCCUUUGCAGCGUGGAUUCGAGCGACAGGCUGACCUAUCACAUCCUACAGUCCGAGACCCCUCCCCUCACACGAUCGGAGUCGAGUUCAGUUCGACCUUGAUGCGCCUACCGUCAUCAACGCCGAUCGCAGCGGGGGCAAGUGGGAGUCGAGCAACCAACUCCAAGACACUCAAAGUACAACUAUGGGAUACUGUCAGUAUUGGUCUGAAGGGACGCUGAGCAAGGUUUUUUUUUUUGCUUUCUCACUUUGCGCUGACGCUUACGUUCGAUCGAAACCGCCAGGCGGGACAAGAGAGGUUUCGUUCGGUCACUCGGAAUUACUACCGAGGCGCAUGUGGCGCUAUUGUUGUCUAUGACAUCACAUCGUGCGUCUUCCGUUCGCGGUGUGCCACCCUUCGAGCCUUCCAAGAUGCGGUAGCUGAUUCCGUGGACGGGCUCGUACAGACGGAAAUCAUUCGAGUCUCUGGGCCAAUGGCUGGCAGAUGCGAGGGCCCUCGCCUCACCCGAACUUGCUGUCGUGCUCGUUGGUAACAAGCUGGAUCAGGAAGAGUGGCGACAGGUGCCGUAUCUCGAGGCCAGUCGGUGGGCGCAAGAUCACGGUCAGUGAUUGUCGUGCGCCGUAGCCCUUUUCGGGCAGAGCUGAUGACUCUUCGAGCUCUCGCAGGCAUCAUGUUUAUGGAAACUUCGUCUUUAUCGGGCGAGAACGUAGAGCAGGUACGUACAUCAAUCACCCCAACGGGGACGUACACCACAAGCUAGGUCAUACUGACCAAGGCUACUCGGUCGUACUAUUCCAGCCCUUCAUCCUCCUCGCUCGUUCGAUCCUCCUCGCCAUUGAAUCGGGGCAACUCGAUCCCGAGAAAACCGGUUCGGGCGUCUCGUAUGGCGAACGAUCCUUACGACGGGUGUCGAGUUGGGGAUCGAAUCUGAGACCUUCGCGGACAGGGGUGUUUGGUGGGAAGUGCUGCUGA
This is a messenger RNA of Microbotryum saponariae, 1670 nucleotides long. Lineage: Eukaryota; Fungi; Basidiomycota; Microbotryomycetes; Microbotryales; Microbotryaceae. The record is from the annotation of a GenBank genome assembly.